Molecule: messenger RNA, 1401 nt
Organism: Pieris macdunnoughi
Lineage: Eukaryota; Metazoa; Arthropoda; Insecta; Lepidoptera; Pieridae
Source: the annotation of a GenBank genome assembly
UCGAAAAUCGUGAAUGGUAUCUGGUAUUACUAUCUCAGCUCGCUGCCUUCGAAGGAGACAUAUCAUCCAUCAGACAGAUAUUAUGGUCUCAGUCCCACUGGUUUGGCGAGAGGUGGAUCAUUUGAAGACUAUGAAGGUCACAAUUUCUGGGACACAGAGAUGUGGAUUUAUCCAAAUAUUCUGCUUUUGUAUCCGGAGUACGCGAAGGCGUUGCUCCAAUAUAGGCUGGAGACUGCUUAUGUCGCCGCUGAAUUGGCCAAGAUCACGGGAAAUAAGGGAUACAGAUUUCCAUGGGAAAGCGCAUACACAGGAGGGGAAGUGACGCAGCCAUGUUGCCCGGAAGUGGCUGAAUUCGAGCAACACGUCACCGGAUGUAUUUCUUUCGCGGCGAGACAAUAUCUUGCUCUUACUAGGGACGAAUACUGGCUGAAGCAUGGAGGCUGUUCUAUAGUCACAAAUAUAGCCGAGUUCUGGGCUUCGCGUGCUGUCAUCAACUAUACAACUGGGCUUUAUGAUAUUUCAAACGUAAUGGGUCCAGACGAAGACCACAGCAAUGUAACAAAUUCGGUUUUUACUAACGUCGUCGCAGGAUAUUCUUUAUAUUUGGCUCAAUAUGUAGCGUGCCUUUGCCAAUCGUACUUUGAGGCGAAGAGCCCAGAUCGAUGGGCAGAUAUUGCCUGGAGCCUUUCCCUUCCUUACGAUCGAACCCUGGAUUAUCACCCGCAGUUCAGUGGUUACCACCGCGGUGACGUCAUUAAACAGGCCGAUGCUGUCCUUUUGGGAUAUCCUCUACAGUAUCCAAUGAAUGUAUCGACCCGAGCAAACGACCUCUCAUACUACGAGACCGUAACUCGAAGUACGGGACCAGCGAUGACGUGGAGUAUGCACGCGAUUGGGCAUCUUCAGUUAGAAGACAACUUGGGGGCGGCUUCGCUAUUCAAUAGAAGCUAUGAGCCCUACGUUAGAGAACCAUUUAAGGUAUGGAGUGAACUCCGUCGGCCGGAAGUGGGUGCGGUCAACUUCUUCACGGGAAUGGGAGGGUUUCUUCAGGCUUUAAUCUUUGGCUAUGCAGGCAUCAGUGUACACUUGGACAAGAUUACUAUUAAUAGACCUCAACUGCCUCCAGAAGCCACGAGGUUCAGGAUAAAAGGAAUUAAAUAUUUAGGCGCACACUUGUCAUUAGAUAUUAUGGUGGCAGGCACAACGCUAACUGUGACGUCAUUGGAUGAUAAAUGGCCCCUCACUAUGUUUAAUGGGAAAUAUAAUAUCACCCUUGUUCCGGGACUGACAGUUACAUUAAUGGGGCCUGGGCCAUUCACAAUACAUUCCACGCCGUGGAAGGAUUGCAAGCUACCUGCUGAUGUCAUUGGCGAAAACUAUUUAAGACCAAUAGGCUCAUAA